UGAAUUGCAGAUUGCUUUUAGAAUUUUGUUUCAAAUAUACGGAUGUAACUUCAAUACGGACCCCAUGCUGAGAUUUUUCAAACGAAACAUACAUGCCAAAUUAUCAGGUAAAAAGUGGAACGUGUUCAGGGAAUGCAGCGCCAAGAACCACACGCUGGACACGUGUCUCCGGUACAUGUCCAGUAACGUCUGCUCCAGAAGUCAAAACAAGGUGACAAAAGUAUUACGGAUAUCUCUAUUUAACCUGAAAUCAUUUCUAGAAGUCCGGCCAAAUCUUAAAAUAGUCCACCUAUUCCGUGAUCCUAGAGCUGUAAUCAAUUCUCACAUACGCACGAACUGGUCCCCCGUACGAGCGAAUUCCCUCGAAAGCGUUGCCAGCGUUUCCAGAAGCAUCUGCGGCAGAAUGGCAGACGACAUUGAAAACGCUAAAAAAUUGAAAGCAGAGUUUCCGCAAAGAUUUCUUAUUGUGCAAUAUGAAGAUUUUAAGAAUCCUUUACCGAAAAUACGGAAAUUAAUAGAUUUUGUAGGGAUGAAGUUUACAAGUGAAGCUUAUAACUUUAUAGACAUCGAUACGAACGCAACAUCCGGUAGUAAAUUAAAUGGAAAUCAUCCGUUUUUAUACAGAGAACAAUUAGAAUGGCGAUUUGUUAGAGUUAUUAACAGAUAUUGUAGCAAUAUUUAUAAAGAAUUAGGCUAUACUAUGUUUGGUUCAGAAGAAGAAUUAAAAGACACGGAGAUACAGCCUGUGACGUCACCAUUACCAUAUGCAUUGCUAUAA
Ruditapes philippinarum (Manila clam) is the source of this 778-nucleotide messenger RNA. Its product is annotated as carbohydrate sulfotransferase 1-like. NCBI's taxonomy places the organism in Eukaryota, Metazoa, Mollusca, Bivalvia, Venerida, Veneridae. The record is from RefSeq and is a predicted model, not a curated record. Gene Ontology annotation, molecular function: N-acetylglucosamine 6-O-sulfotransferase activity. Gene Ontology annotation, biological process: N-acetylglucosamine metabolic process; sulfur compound metabolic process. Bases 65 to 778 code for a protein of 237 amino acids. The transcript is spliced from 2 exons.